GAUUUCGACCUUAUAGUUAACACGAUAGUCUAGAUUACAGUCUUCUACAGUGAACAUUUGUGUAUAUACUGUCCUUACUUAGUAAAGAAAAGCAGCCAUGAAGAGAGGAGCUUUGAUUGUUAUUGAAGGACUUGAUCGAACGGGGAAAUCUACGCAAUGCAAAGCACUAGUGGCAGGCCUGCUGCAGAAGCAAAUAAAAGCAGAGUACACCAAUUUUCCAGCAAGACAAACAGAGAUCGGGAAAGUUAUCAAUAGUUAUCUUAUGUCAAAGAAAGAGCUGUCAGAUGAAGCCAUCCAUCUGCUAUUCUCAGCCAACCGCUGGGAGAGAGCUAGUGAGAUUAUCAAGACCCUGGAGGAAGGCACCAGCAUAAUUGUGGACCGAUACUGUUACUCGGGAGUAGCAUUUUCAGCUGCUAAAGGUUUAGAUAUAAACUUCUGCAAAGCCCCAGACAUGGGCCUGCCCAGACCUGACCAGGUGUUCUUUUUGACCAUGCCCAUAGAGAGCAUAGAACAGAGAAAUGGCUUUGGAAACGAAAGGUACGAGGUUUUAAGCUUCCAAAAGAAGGUGGCAGAAAUGUAUCAUCAGCUUAAGGAAGAUGACUGGGAGGUGUUAGAUGCAAGAAGAUCAAUAGAAGAAAUUCAAAAGGAGAUUCUGGAGAAAGCAUUGCAAGUGGUAGAGAAAGCUGCCGACCAGCCUAUAGGCAAGGUGUGGAUUCAAUCCUGAUGUAGUUAGUUCAUUUAAUAUUCGAUAGGCAGUUGUCUGACCAGCGGCGUUCAGCGCUUUUCGCUUGUUUAUCGCUGACAGAUAAUUGCCAUAGGUAGUCUGUGCGGAAAGAGAAGAGUCAUAUAAUGCAUUGGUUCCCUUAUAUUACUACUCUUCUCUUUCCGCACAGACUCUAGUAAUAGUAUUUUAUCUACAAACAUAUCAUAAGCCUUCCAUGAUGCCUUCAAAAUCCGUAAAUAAUGGCCAACAUUACGAUAAACUGUUUUGUUACAAGAAAUUUGUUAUCUGUGAUUAACUACACCAAAAUCGAUUUGGGUAUGCAUUCAAAUUUGGAACAUCUGUGAAAAAAAAAAUUCGCUUUGACCUCUAUUCUAAUAUCAGUCGAGAUGCCUUUUUGUUCGAAAUGAAAUGUCAAUUGCAUACAAUUUUGACAUAUCUCGCAUGAUUUGUGACGUUUGUAUCGAAUGAUAUGGAAAUAGGCCCCCGACUCUAGUUUGUCUCUGAAUUAAAAAUACAAUACAAUACAAUACAAAGUAGUUUAUUUGGCUUAACUUAUAAUACACAUAACAUAAAGGGCUGGAAUCUCCCAUUAAGUAUAACAAUACUUGUGUCGGGAGACCCCGCUCUUCCAUUAGGAAAUAGGGUAAAAAACAACAAACUGUACUUAACUUAAUUAAUAUACAAUUUACAAAUCUGAUAAUUAUUUACUAUUACAAUUUACAAUAAAUAUACAAUUUCAGACCCGA
Molecule: messenger RNA, 1470 nt
Organism: Cydia pomonella (codling moth)
Lineage: Eukaryota; Metazoa; Arthropoda; Insecta; Lepidoptera; Tortricidae
Exons: 6
Coding region: 98-724 (208 amino acids)
Biological process (GO): dUDP biosynthetic process; dTTP biosynthetic process; dTDP biosynthetic process
Cellular component (GO): cytosol; nucleus; cytoplasm
Molecular function (GO): ATP binding; dTMP kinase activity
Source: RefSeq, a predicted model, not a curated record